Molecule: messenger RNA, 1635 nt
Organism: Adelges cooleyi (spruce gall adelgid)
Lineage: Eukaryota; Metazoa; Arthropoda; Insecta; Hemiptera; Adelgidae
Product: WD repeat-containing protein 18
Exons: 5
Coding region: 92-1546 (484 amino acids)
Biological process (GO): rRNA processing; DNA-templated DNA replication
Cellular component (GO): nuclear pre-replicative complex
Molecular function (GO): protein binding
Source: RefSeq, a predicted model, not a curated record
UUAAAUUUAAAUUAAUGUUGAUAAGUCAGUGCAACGUGCUUGCUGUUUGGAUUUUGGCGUUUGCAGAUGUUCCGUUUUCUGUACAACAGUUAUGUCUUUCUCUGAAACGUUGGAGGUAGCCUUUGUAUCCGAUGGAACGACGGGGGCUUCAGUGUGGGAUACGGCAAAUGGUACUAUGCUCAAGACGUACAGGCACACGUCAUCUUUGGGUCAAAACAGUUUGAGCUUGCUAGGAACAGAUUACCUAUUGGCCGCCGACAAGGGACCGUUAAUACACACAUGGCCGAUCAACAGUCAAGAGAGAACUCAUCAGGUGCGCAUGCUCUGCUCAGGGAAAAUAAAUGCAUUAGCUGCAAGUCCGGAUGGUCUUUACAUAGCCGUAGCGAUUGCAGAAAAACUGCAAGUGUGGUUGGCUUGCUCUGGAAAAUUAUUGACGACUGUGAGUCGGCAUUUCCAGCCUAUUACUAUUGUCAAAUGGUCACCAGACGGGUCUUAUUUGGUCACAGGUGGAGAAGAUGGAUUAGUUUGCGUUUGGUCAUUAGGAAAAUUAGUCAGUACAUCUCAGACUUUGAUGCCUCAAGUAUUUCGUUCUGGCGAUCAAACUGAUCAGUCUGCACCUAAAUUCACUUUCUCUGAUCAUUCUGUUCGAAUAACUGGAAUUUACAUUGGUAACACGACGAGGUGUGAACGAAUGUUCACCUCGUCCGUCGAUAAAACAUGCAAAAUAUACGACCUAUCAACGGGUGUAAUGUUGCUGUCAGUAGCUUUCGAUGCUGUUUUGUCGAGUCUUACUGUAGAUUCUGUUGAAACAGCGGUUUAUGUCGGUACCACUUUGGGUCCCAUUCGAUCGUUUGAUCUGACGUCACCACCACGCACCCGUGAAUGUUAUUUGUCGGACAAAGAAAGCGCCGUCAAGUUUAUUGGCCAUUCAAAGGCGGUGACGUCACUGUGUGUAUCCGUGUUUGGUGAUUUGUUGGUAUCUAGUUCUACAGACAGUACGGUGAGAACGUGGCACAUAGCUAGUCGGCAGUGUUUGCGCACCAUACAGCUCAAAGGCCCUGUAGUCAACAUGUUCUUGACGUUGAUCCCUCGUCAGUUAACAGCCAACGAACUAGAUCCCAGUGUAAUCGUUAGGAGUUUCAAAAAAAACGAAGAAGAAGAAAAAGAGAGUAAUACAAUUGAAGUGUAUUGCAAUAAUGACCUUUAUGAAGACGAAGAAGAUGAAAUACUUACUGCGAAAGAAGAUUUUACUGUGCGUGAAGAAUUAGAUAAAGUAUUAGGAAUUAACGCACGGCUUUACGAAUUUGCCGUCAAUAAUAUUUUAAAGGACGACGGACUGAAUAUAAAAGAGGAUAUCGAUAUGAACAGUUUUUCGUUGGUCAAUUUCGAUGAUGUGAAAGAACAAAAUGGAUAUCACAAUGUAGAUGAAGACGAAGACAAAUCGUCAAUAGUAGACGCAAACGAUACAACACCCAAGAAGAAAAAAUCUAGAAGAAGAAGCGGCAGGAAAAAUAAGGCUGAUACUACAAUUUAUAAAUAUUCUUGAUAACUCUUGUGCUUGAAAAUAAGUACUUGUAACUUGUACUGUAAGAAAAGAAUAAAAUUGUUUUUUUUUUUUACUUAAGUUUUGUAUAA